CUCACGUCUAAACAAUUAAUAAAUGUUUUUACAAAAAAAAAAAACUAAAAAUAAAGGAAAAUCUGAUGUUAUAAAGAAAAUUAAAAGUAAAGAAAAAUCUGAAAAAAGGAAACGUUGCCUAAUUUGUAACGUAAAGGCCCCACUCACGUGACCCGGUCUUACUUACUACCUAACGGACUCGUCACGCAUUUAACGAUGUCCUCCUAACAAAAUUCACGGUACACUGGCAGAGUUAACGGCGGCAACCACCAGACGUACCUGACGUCGUUUACUCUCACGUCCGCAAACCUUAACCCUAACGGACUUGACAUCCGCCUUCCAUGGCAUCUUGUGAUGAAGAAUUCUCACUCAUCGGUGACGAUAACGCUACCACGUCUCAGCCUUCAACAAAUCCUAACCCCAAUUUAAUCCACCACCGUCAGCCUUUCGGUCACCGUAACAUCUCCGCCGUCAACAACGAAGAUGACGACGUCGUUUCCGCCGACGCCGACGGAUACAGUGACGACGCUUUUGGUUCUUCCCAACCAAACAACCCCACCCUCAACAACCCCAACAAUAUCAGCCAACAGACGUAUCGCAUCGUGUCGUACGAAUCCGACCCGAACCCGUUCGAACACGAUCAGAACCCGAAUAAAGCUCGAGGCAAUAGGCCAAAUGAGAAGCGCUCCGACCGGGAAGAAGUGAGCGACAGCGGGACGCCUUAUUUGUAUAAGCGAUCGAGAGUGUGUUCGUCGGCCACCGGUCAAGGCGGAGGCGGGGGAGUUGAGUACCGGAAAGAUAGGGAGGAAUGGAGCGAUCCUGCGAUCGCAUACUUAUUGGAUGCAUACACAGAAAAGUUUAUCAUCUUGAACCGGGGGAACCUACGGGGAAGAGACUGGGAGGACGUGGCGGCGAUUGUGACGGAGAGGUGUGGCAAACAGAGCAAGAGUGUGGAACAGUGCAAGAACAAAGUGGAUAAUCUCAAGAAAAGGUAUAAGUUGGAGAGGCAUCGAUUGAACAAUGGCGGCGUCUCGGCCAGUCAUUGGCCUUGGUUUAAACAAAUGGAAUUAAUUGUUGGGAAUUCUUCAUCUUCUGGCAAAGGGGCAGCUGAUGAUGAAAAAUCCGCUGGUGGAUCGGCUAAUUCAAGUAAGCAAUCAAAGAGAUAUGCGACGACGACGGCCGUUAGCCCCGGUGGUGUAAUUAGUAACGUAAAGUCGAAGCCAACAACUAACACUCGAUGGCGCAGAGUCGUCUUCAAAGUUAGUGGCGCCACUCUCUCUGGAGCAGCUCCUCACAAUGUUGAUCCCAAGGUAGCCCUGCUGGUGGCUAGAGAAGUUUCAAUUGCUUGUCGUUCGGGUGUUGAGGUGGCUAUUGUUGUUGGUGCUCGUAAUUUCUUUUGUGGGCACACAUUGGUAGCAACAUCAGAUUUAGAUAGAUAUUCUGCAUAUCAAAUGGGGAUGAUGGCAACUGUUAUGAAUGCGCUGCUAUUACAAUCAGCUUUUCAGCAAUUGGGUAUGCAGACACGUGUUCUUAGUGCACAUUCUAUGCCCAACGUUUCUGAGGCUUACUGUCGGCUAAAGGCCAUCCGGCAUCUUGAAAAAGGAAGAGUUUUGCUUUUUGCUGGUAUAGGAGGUGGUGCAGGAAACCAACUCUUCUCAACUGAUUUUGCUGCAGCUCUCAGAGCUUCUGAGAGUAUGAUCAAAAUGCUUUCCUAAACCCUCUUUACUAUUUGUUCUAGAUUGAAGAGGAUUUGACUCUUUGUUCUUUAUUCCCAGUUCAUGCUGAAGCUGUUGUGAAAGGUACAAAUGCCGAUGGUGUCGUUGUGUGUGAUUCUAGGAACAACAAUGUUACUGCUGAUCGUAUUUCCUUUACAGAGUUGAUAUCUGGAGGCAGCGGCCCAAUUGAUGGGAUGGCAUUAAAGUCCUGUCAGGAAAAUGCAAUUCCUGGUUGGUGUUCUCAAUCCUCCUCAUUUUGUCUAUUGUUUGAUGUACCAUGUUUUAUACUAAAUCCGAUCAUCUAAUAAUUUUUGUGUGCUGAAUAGAUUAGGUUGAUUGGGGGGUACAAGUCACUUUCCUUUUGUAAAUCUGUUUGUGCCAUGUCUAAUUGCAUGCAAAUUUGGUGCAGUUAUUGUCUUCAAUCUUCAUGAGCCUGGGAAUAUAUCAAGAGCAUUAUGUGGACAAGAAGUUGGUACCUUGAUUGACACAGGGGCCUUUAACUAGUAUUAGUUUCUGUUACCUGUAAUAUCUUUACAUGUAUAUGGUUUUUGGGGUUUGAUAUUUCCCAAUAGCUUGCCAAUGGAGAGCCCUGGGCUACUUCGACUUCAUCUCGAAUGGAGUCUUGAGUCCUAUUAGUUAAUUGGAUGUAAUCUAGUCUCUAAUUGAAUUACAAUAGCUAGAGUGGGAGAGUUGCAGCUGUAUUGGCUUGCUCCUUUGCAAGUUUUCCGUACACUGACUUAUUGUAGAUUAUAGUCUGGAACAGCACUAACCUGAUGGAUUAGGAUUGCAACUAAUAGAGCUGUUACAUACACGACAAGUUAUAUGUAACUUUCCUUAAGUUCUUUGAAUUCUGGGUGCCGGCAUGCUGCGCACCAAUCUUUAUUAUGCCAUCUGCUCUGGGAUAAAGGUGGUAUUUACUUGGGGAAAAUGAAAGAACUUC
Messenger RNA from Oldenlandia corymbosa var. corymbosa, 2634 nucleotides. The record is from the annotation of a GenBank genome assembly. Lineage: Eukaryota; Viridiplantae; Streptophyta; Magnoliopsida; Gentianales; Rubiaceae.